AUGAGGAUUCACAUUCUGAACUCCGCUCUCCUAGUCUGUCUCUUGUCCAGUUCCGGACAAACAUUCGAAACUGGGCCCCAGAACACUGACAGAGGCUCAAGGCAAACUCACUUCCAUCCAGUGGGGCUCGCGUUAGGUAGUCAACCGUCAAUUAAUGGUGGAACUUUCCACCAAUUCUCAUUAAAUCAGAGCGUACCAUUCGCGACCUUAGACUAUGGCGUUGAGGUUGCUGGCUAUCCGUCAUUUGAGAUCAAAUCUGUGUCAGGUCCGGUGCAGAUUGAGGUCAAAUACUCCGAAGAAGCGUCAGGACUCAGUCAAAACUUCUCGGAUGGGCCGUUUCCCUACGCGGUUGCACUCGCAAACACGUAUCGAGUCGAGACGUUUGAAAUCACAAGACCAGGACGAAUCGACGCCUUCCUGCUCCAAGGUGGCCAAAGAUGGCAGUCGAUUAAGCUCAUCACAAAGGGCAGUGUUACUUUCAAAUCGGUCGGCUUUACUGCAAGCGUCCCGGUUGUCGAUGUGGAUGAUCUCCCUGGAAGUUUCUUAUGCGACGAUGAAGUUCUUAAUGAGAUUUGGAAGCUUGGGGCAAGAGCCGCUAGUAUGUCAUGCGUAGAAUCUGGAAGUCAAAAGACCAUGUGGGAGAUUGACCGUAAGAAUGGUGCAUUCGUUCGAGGUAUGCGAUCAGGCAUCACUGCCUUGGGGGCCUUCUUUGAGAAUUAUACACUGGAAUUCGACACAAAGGUCGACAAAGGUGGCAUUGGCUGGACCGUGGCAUUCCCACUUGCCUCGCCUGCCCAGGGUAUUCAACUUAACUUAGUCGCCGACAAUCAACCAUACGCAAACGCAAACAAGACCUUGAUGCGUCCAAACUCGAUUCUCUUCGGCUACGGCUACUCGUUCGUCAAUGUUACGACGCUUCCAUCAUGGCAUCUAGACACGUUCAAGGUGCCUUUUUCUGUCAAGGACAACAAGUGGUAUAGAGUCAAGACUGUCCUCAAUGGCAAAAGCAUCUCCGUGUCUAUAGACAAUGUUGAGAUUUUUGAUGUUCCACUGAGCAGCUACCCAGUUGGCUCCAGCCGAUUUCCAAGUGGCAUCAUUCCUAGCAAGGGUUCAUUUGGCUUCGGCGGCUGGCAGGACCAAGCGGGUUACUUCAAAAACGUUGUUGCCUACGACACUGCGAACAAAACUGAGAUAUAUCGGAACCCCCUGACAGAUGCUUCCGAAGAUGGUGUGGUGAGAGAAUACGGCGUCCGUGCCAAUUAUAAGGGCGCCUGUCUGGACGGCCCAAAGCGUGAUCGUCUCAUUUGGCUAGGCGAUUUCCUGCAUACCGUCCGGGUCAUUGGAGCCAGCACUUCGAGAUUUGACUUGGCUCGAGAGACUCUCCAGACUCUUCUUGAUUGGCAAACGUCGAGUGGGCUGCUUCCCUACGCUCCUCCGCUUGGGUAUGAUCCUGUGGAGGCAUCGUACGCCUUCGCUCGGGGUGGAGCAUCUUACUUCAUGGGCCAAGAAGUGUAUGGAAUUAUUCUACCCGACUACCAGAUAUUAGGCAUAUUGUCUUUUACAGAGUAUGUUCGGAUGACCAACGACUUGAAAUUCGCAAAGAAGACUUGGUCUCAGUGGAGGUCUAACUUGCAAUACCUCACGAGCAACAUUGCCUACAAGACCACUGGACUACUCUCAUUGCCUGGGGCAUUCCUAGGCCCUUCCCAUGAGGGCUCUGCAAUUAAUUGUGCCCUCUUGCAGGCCUUGUCACAGAUGGCUGAUGUCGCAACAGCUAUCAACGAGAAAUCAGAUGCAAACAACUACCGAGGACUAGCGAGGAACCUGACACUGGCUGUGAAUGAUCAUCUCUGGAAUGAGAAACGUGGUUCAUACAGCACCUCAACCACCGAUUCAGAUGGGGUCUCUGUCAACAGUAUUGCGUUCUGUAUCACGUCAGGAGCUUCCAGCCGGGUCAAGGCGGCUCGUCUUCUUGCAUCACUCGAGGGUCUGGAGCUUCACCCUGGAUACAAGGAUUCAACUGCCAGCGAUUCAUCUGAUCCUGAUGUCAAUAUUUCACCAAAUACGAAUGGGUUUCUACUUUCGGCUCUCCUCGUUCAAGAUUCAGCAGCUGCAGCAACCACGUCGAUGAGUCUGAUCAAGAGCCUAUGGACCCCGAUGAUAUCAAACAAGGAAACAAGUACCGGAGCUAGCUGGGAAUACGUGGGUCAAACAGGCAACCCUGGCCUAGGACUUUUUACCAGUCUCUCGCAUCCUUGGGGUGGCGCUCCAACCUACAUCUUAACUCGUGCGGUGGCAGGUAUCCAGCAAGCUGAGGGUGUGGAUGGCUUCGGGUAUAAGAACUGGGUCAUUUCUCCUCAAAUGGGACUUCAUAUGGGCCUUAAACGAGCGACAGCAAAAGUCUUGACGGCAUUUGGUACCCUUGAAGUCAAAUGGCAACUGAGUGGCGGCGUUUUGAAGGUUACAAUCAGGGCUCCCAGCAAAACAAGAGGUGUCUUCAAGCUUGGAAACACAAUCAAGAGACUUUCAGGGAGGGAUUACUAUAGUUUUACCGCAAAAUUGUAG
Molecule: messenger RNA, 2565 nt
Organism: Ilyonectria robusta
Lineage: Eukaryota; Fungi; Ascomycota; Sordariomycetes; Hypocreales; Nectriaceae
Product: Six-hairpin glycosidase-like protein
Exons: 4
Coding region: 1-2565 (854 amino acids)
Biological process (GO): carbohydrate metabolic process
Source: RefSeq, a predicted model, not a curated record